Amoebophrya sp. A25 is the source of this 651-nucleotide messenger RNA. NCBI's taxonomy places the organism in Eukaryota, Dinophyceae, Syndiniales, Amoebophryaceae. The record is from the annotation of a GenBank genome assembly.
AUCACUAAGAAACCAGAGGCAGAGAUAUUGCAGCAAUUCUUUACAAUCGCACCUCCUUCAUCUACUUCGGGCACACCAGGCACAGGCACAUCGAUCAAAGCAUCCAAAAAGACGGAGAGCACCAACGCUAGAUCUGCUUCUGCUGGAGAGGCACAGCCGAUUGUGGAGAUGGCAGGUCAAGUCCAACAUGCUACAACAGAAGGUCGCGAUCCUGUUCGUUUAGAAACUGCGACAAGUGUCGUACCUCCAACUACUAGAAAGCAAGCAGAGACGAGGAUAUUGAACGAUGCUGAAAAAAUCGAAGAGAAGAAAGCCCAAGUUGAUGUAGAUGAGCAGAACCUUCGAGGAUCACAGACGACUGCCAAGAAUCAGCCAACUACUACGCCAUCAUCCAGUGCUGCGGAAGGAGCAUUGUCUACUACUACAAGUAGCGCAGCUACACUUCCACAACAAUGUGGUGGUGCCUCCUCGUCUUCCAAAAAAGUUCUUGGUUUUGGACGACAGUCCGAGAUUGAAACAGUGAAAAAGGCAGUCCUUCGCAACGAGGAACUUCUGCAGAGAGAAGGAGCGACUAGCAUCGAUGCGCCCUCGAAUCGAGAGGUUAAUCUGGGGAGGAAGCCGGUGGAUGGUAGAAGUAAAGAAACAUUUUGA